Molecule: messenger RNA, 1880 nt
Organism: Vidua macroura (Pin-tailed whydah)
Lineage: Eukaryota; Metazoa; Chordata; Aves; Passeriformes; Viduidae
Gene: IRF5
Product: interferon regulatory factor 5
Exons: 10
Coding region: 216-1682 (488 amino acids)
Biological process (GO): immune system process; regulation of transcription by RNA polymerase II
Cellular component (GO): nucleus
Molecular function (GO): protein binding; RNA polymerase II cis-regulatory region sequence-specific DNA binding; DNA-binding transcription factor activity, RNA polymerase II-specific
Source: RefSeq, a predicted model, not a curated record
CCGGGACCGGCCCCGAGCGCAGCCACCGCAGCUUCUGCUUUCGGGCUGUCGGUGACGCCCCCGGACACCGGCGGGGGAGGCAGAGCCCGGGGCGGCCUCACGCACCCUCCCGGCCCCGAAAGCGGAACCGGGGCUCCCCCGGAGGGGCCGUGCGGGGCCCCUGUUCCUCUUUCGGACCGAGGGCGGCCCGCGGUGCCCGCUGGUGUCCCCAGGCCAUGGAGCCCCCGCGGCGGGUGCGCCUCAAGCCCUGGCUGGUGGCCCAGGUGAGCAGCCGGCGCUUCCCGGGGCUGCACUGGCUCGACGCCGAGCACCGCCGCUUCGUCAUCCCCUGGGGACAGGCCACCAGGAACGCCCCGGGGCCCCAGGACCACGACACCAUCUUCAAGGCGUGGGCGCAGGAGACGGGCCGGUUCCGGGCCGGGGACCCGCCGGACCCCCCGCGCUGGAAGGCCACGCUGCGCUGCGCCCUCAACAAGAGCCGCGAGUUCCGGCUGCUGCUGGACGGGCCCCGCGGGUCCCCGGCCCGGCCCUUCCGCGUGUACGAGCUCUGCGAGGAGGCCCCCGGGGGCGCAGAUGGGGGGGACGAGGAUAACUAUGGCUGCAGUGGGGAGGAAGACGUCAGCCAGCUCCACAAGAUGACAUCCCUGAGCAUCGAUGACACGCGGCACGAGGGGGACCUGCUGCCCCCCUACCCCUGGCCCAAGGAGAAGGUUCCCCCUUUUGCCAACCACUGCCCCCCGGGGGGGCCCUUUGGGCCUCCCCCCCCGGCGCUGCUCCAGGGGGAGGCAGGGGGCACCCACGGGGCCCCUGAGCUGCUCCCCGGGGCCCUCGCUGAGAUGGGGCCCCCCCUGGCCCCCCCGGGGCCCUCGUCCACCUGCCCGGUGGCACCGACAGAGCACCUGAUCCCCGACCUGCUGGUCAGCCCACACAUGCUGCCACUGACUGACCUGGAGCUGAAGUUCCAGUACCGGGGCCGCCAGGUGUGCGCCCUGACCGUCAGCAACCCCCACGGCUGCCGGCUGUUCCACAGCAGCCUGGAGCCCACGCGGGAGCAGGAGGAGCUCUUCGGGCCCCUGACGCUGGAGCAGGUGCCCUUCCCUGCUCCCGACACCAUUCCCAACGAGAAGCAGCGCUUCUACACCCACCAGCUGCUGGACGUGCUGGACCGAGGGCUCAUCCUGGAGCUCCAGGGCCAGGACCUCUUCGCCCUCCGGCUCUGCCAGUGCAAGGUCUUCUGGACAGGGCCCUGUGCCGCUCCCCGGCCCGGCCCCAACCCCAUCCAGAGGGAGACAAGGACCAAGCUCUUCAGCCUCGAGGGCUUCCUCAACGGCCUGAUCCAGUUCCAGAAGGGGCAGACCCCCACCCCGCCCCCCUUUGAGAUCUUCCUCUGCUUCGGCGAGGAGUGGCCGGACCAGAAGCCCAAGGAGAAGAAGCUGAUCACGGUGCAGGUGGUGCCGGUGGCGGCGCGGCUGCUGCUGGAGAUGUUCUCCGGGGAGCUGUCCUGGUCGGCCGACAGCAUCCCGCUGCAGAUCUCGCACCCCGACCUCAAGGACAGGAUGGUGGAGCAGUUCAAGGAGCUGCACCAGCUCUGGCAGAGCCACCAGCGGCUGCCGCCGGCGCAGCCCCAGCCCGGCCCCUCCGCAGGGCCCUGGGCGCUGCCCCCCGGCCCCCUGCCCCACUGACAGGGACACGGGGACAGCCGUGGCACCGCCAGCCGGGUUUUUUGUUGUUUUUUAUUGUUCUCGAGAUGGCUACACACCCCCGGAGGGAACCGCAUGCGCCCGCCCGCCCUGCCUGCACUCGAGCCACCGCCUCCUACCCCAAAAAUCAAACCAAAGAAAACCCCGAAAAAGGGAAGAAAAAAAAAAAAAAGAAAACAA